Messenger RNA from Protopterus annectens (West African lungfish), 690 nucleotides. It is a transcript of the gene RPS7, whose product is annotated as ribosomal protein S7. Bases 68 to 652 code for a protein of 194 amino acids. The transcript has 7 exons. Gene Ontology annotation, cellular component: small-subunit processome; ribosome; 90S preribosome. Lineage: Eukaryota; Metazoa; Chordata; Ceratodontiformes; Protopteridae. The record is from RefSeq and is a predicted model, not a curated record. Gene Ontology annotation, molecular function: structural constituent of ribosome. Gene Ontology annotation, biological process: translation; ribosomal small subunit biogenesis; rRNA processing.
ACAAGUUCUUAACGUAACCUCGCGAGAAUUCUUUCUCUUUCUAGGCCGUCUUCAGCCACGAUAGGCCAUGUUUAGUUCUAGUGCGAAGAUUGUGAAGCCUAACGGCGAAAAGCCAGAUGAGUUCGAAUCUGGCAUCUCGCAGGCUCUACUUGAGUUGGAGAUGAACUCUGACUUAAAGGCCCAGCUGAGGGAAUUGAACAUCACAGCUGCUAAGGAAAUUGAAGUUGGAAGUGCCAGAAAAGCAAUCAUCAUCUUUGUUCCAGUUCCUCAGCUGAAGUCCUUCCAGAAAAUCCAGGUGCGCCUUGUGCGAGAACUGGAAAAAAAGUUCAGUGGCAAGCACGUAGUCUUCAUUGCACAGAGGAGAAUUCUGCCCAAACCAACUAGGAAAAGUCGCACAAAAAACAAACAAAAGCGUCCUAGGAGCCGCACACUAACUGCUGUGCAUGAUGCUAUUCUUGAGGACUUGGUCUAUCCUAGUGAAAUUGUUGGGAAAAGAAUACGUGUGAAGUUGGACGGCACCAGGCUUAUUAAGGUCCACUUGGACAAGGCACAGCAGAACAAUGUAGAACAUAAAGUUGAGACAUUUUCUGGUGUGUACAAGAAACUCACAGGCAAAGAUGUCCAUUUCGAAUUCCCAGAGUUCCAGCUAUAAAGUAUAGAAUGUAUAAAUAAAAGUUCUUUAAACGUAAA